Acanthocheilonema viteae is the source of this 716-nucleotide messenger RNA. Lineage: Eukaryota; Metazoa; Nematoda; Chromadorea; Rhabditida; Onchocercidae. The record is from the annotation of a GenBank genome assembly.
AUGUAAUCAAUCGAAACAGAAAAAAAUUAAUUGAAUAUGAUGAUCAAGUCCUGAAUCGAUCAUAUGGUUCAUUGAGUCGCCGAAAAAAAGAUAGAAUUGUAACGAGCAUACAAAGGGUACAUCAAAGAUCUCGUAGUGUUGGCAACGAUAAUCAUUUCUCACUUUGUUUAUCACCGUGUAAACAAAAUCUUAGCAAUAUGUCAUCAACUCGAUAUAGCAAUUAUUCAGAUGGCAUUAGCGGUAAUGGUAGCAAUGGUAAUAGCAGUGGUGGUGGAUUAUUUAAUCCAUUUAAAGCAACAAAAAAAUUUCUCAAAAAGAUAUAUGAUACAGCAACAUUACCCAGUCGGUUACAUUCAAAAGUAUUAGUUUCAAGUGUAACAGAGCAAAGCGAAAUUCCAACAACAUCAUUAUCAUCAGAGCAAUCAUUUCUUGAUGCGAGCUAUUCCUUGGAAUUACCGGAUGAUGAGUUACCGGAUCAGUAUGAUGCAAAUAAUAUUGCUAAUCAGGAUACAACAAAUUCCUGCAUCUUUACCAGUCAAGGUUCUGAUUCCGCACCAUCAAUAAUGAAAUCAAUGAUUGUUGUUGAUGAUGCAAUGAAUGAUUCGGGUUUGUCAAGGUCAAUAAGCUCCAGUGACUCUCAAAAAACAUUUUCUGGUGAUUUUCGAUCCUGGAACGAUGUAUUCAAUCAUCUUAAGCGUGAAAUGGUAAAUGAUUAA